AUGGCCUCAUCGGAGCCUCCCCCCAGACCGCCCUUCUCAUCGCUCCCCCUGGACCCCGACGGUCCCCCCGGAAACGCGUGGGGGCUCUACGGCAAAGACGACCGGCUCGGGGCGCUGAACCUCCUCACGCCCGCCGUCGUGGCGGCGGCGGCGGCGUCCGAGAUCCGCACCGGCGAGCGCGUGUCGCUCGACUGGUCGCUGGACAACCCGUCGCAGCCGAGCUUCGACCGGGCUCCGUUCCAUUCGAGGCUCGUCAACAGGGCGCACCCGAGCGGCGAGGGGAGGACGGUCAACGACGACGUGCUGCACUUUAACACGCAGUGCAGCAGCCAGUGGGACGGCUUCAGACACUAUGGUGAGCAUCUCGUCCCGUAA
Colletotrichum higginsianum IMI 349063 is the source of this 375-nucleotide messenger RNA. RefSeq lists its product as uncharacterized. Gene Ontology annotation, molecular function: arylformamidase activity. The transcript has a single exon. NCBI's taxonomy places the organism in Eukaryota, Fungi, Ascomycota, Sordariomycetes, Glomerellales, Glomerellaceae. Bases 1 to 375 code for a protein of 124 amino acids. The record is from RefSeq and is a predicted model, not a curated record.